This is a messenger RNA of Xylaria bambusicola, 1122 nucleotides long. RefSeq lists its product as uncharacterized. Lineage: Eukaryota; Fungi; Ascomycota; Sordariomycetes; Xylariales; Xylariaceae. Bases 1 to 1122 code for a protein of 373 amino acids. Gene Ontology annotation, molecular function: saccharopine dehydrogenase (NAD+, L-lysine-forming) activity. The transcript has 6 exons. Gene Ontology annotation, cellular component: cytoplasm. The record is from RefSeq and is a predicted model, not a curated record.
AUGGCUCCCACAGUCCUUCACCUGCGUCAUGAGGACAAGCCGCUUGAGCAUCGGUCCGCUCUCACUCCCACCACGGCCAAAGCUCUUCUUGAUGCCGGCUACACAGUGAAUGUCGAGAGGAGCCCUGCGCGCAUCUUCGACGACGACGAGUUUUCCUCUGUUGGCUGCUCGCUCGUUCCUACCGGCAGUUGGCGCGAGGCCCCCGCCGACCACAUCAUUGUCGGCCUGAAGGAGCUCCCCGAGGAGGAAUUUCCUCUCAAGCAUGUCCACGUGCAAUUCGCCCACUGCCAGGGUGGUUGGGAAACAGUGCUUGCCCGCUUCCCCCGUGGUGGUGGAACGCUUCUAGACCUGGAGUUCCUCCAAGACCCUAAUACCGGUCGCAGAGUGGCAGCUUUCGGAUACAGCGCAGGUUUCUCGGGGAGUGCUCUAGCUUUGAAGAACUGGGCCUGGCAGCAGACCCAUCCCGCUACCGAGCCGCUCCCCGGUGUUGAGAGUUACCCUAAUGAAGAUGCGCUGAUCGCCGAUAUCAAGGAUGGGCUCGAGGCCGCGCGAGCCAAGGCCGGACGCUUACCUCGCGUAAUCGUUAUAGGUGCUCUGGGACGCUGUGGUCGUGGAGCUGUCGACAUGUGUCUCAAGGCGGGCAUUCCGGAUGAUCAAAUUAUCAAGUGGGAUAUGGCAGAGACUGCCAAGGGAGGCCCAUUCCAGGAAAUUCACGAGAGUGAUAUAUUUGUCAACUGCAUUUACCUGACAUCUAAGAUACCCCAUUUUGUAAACCUGGAAUCCUUGAAGAAGCCAGGACGAAAGCUUACAGUCGUCUGUGACGUGUCAGCCGAUACUACAAACCCUAACGUUCAUGCCAAUUCAGUUCCAAUUUAUACCGUCGCCACCACAUUCACAAAGCCCACGGUCCCUGUGGAGGGCCUUGAGGGCGAGCCGUUAAGUGUCAUAAGCAUUGACCAUCUCCCUUCGCUAUUACCACGGGAGUCAUCAGAAGCCUUCAGCAACGACCUUCUACCCUAUCUACGUAAGCUCAAUGACUGGCAGAAUGACCCUGUCUGGGCCGGUGCGAAGAAGCUAUUCGACGAGAAGGUCAAGACGCUUCCUAAGGAAGCAUUGAAUUAG